Centrocercus urophasianus (Greater sage-grouse) is the source of this 2298-nucleotide messenger RNA. Its product is annotated as caspase recruitment domain-containing protein 8-like. NCBI's taxonomy places the organism in Eukaryota, Metazoa, Chordata, Aves, Galliformes, Phasianidae. Gene Ontology annotation, molecular function: protein binding. The transcript has 10 exons. Gene Ontology annotation, biological process: regulation of apoptotic process. Gene Ontology annotation, cellular component: canonical inflammasome complex. The record is from RefSeq and is a predicted model, not a curated record. Bases 1 to 1755 code for a protein of 584 amino acids.
AUGGCAGAGACCACGCUCAGCUCCACAUUCUUCAUCCGUGUGAAGUCCUUGUCAGGAAAAUAUAUUUUUGUGCUGCUGUCUUUGGACGACACGGUGCUGGACCUAAAGAUGAAGCUAUUUGCACUGGAUAGCUAUUUCUAUCCUUCUGAGUCAAUACUGAUUCAUGAUGGCCAGGAGUUAUCGAACGAACUAACUCUCAGACAUUACAACAUCACCUCCAACAGCAUUGUACACCACGUUCUUAGGUCCACAGGUUAUCAAGAACCAGAAAUGGAACUACAGGGCAGUCCAGCAGACAUCACCUCAAGGCUAGUAAAUCAGGGUCUGGCAGGUGUCAUUCCAAGAGCAGAAUUUCAGGGCCCUCAGGCAGGCAUCUCCUCAAGGAUAGAAAGUCAGGGCCCUCUGACAAUCAUCAACUCAAGGACGUAUAAUGUGGGCCCUAUGGCAUGCAUCACCUCAAGAAUAGUAAUGGAGGGCGGUCCAGCACGUAUUGCCUCACAGAUAAAAAGGCAGGGCAGUCCGGCAAGCGUCACCUCAACAAGAGCAAUGGAAAUCCAGAAAUGGCCACAGUCAGAUGUCCCAGCAGAGGAGAGAAGCUGUCGCUGUGUGAGGCAGGAAUUUCAAGAAGUGAGGCCGAAGAUAGAUCCACAUAUUUUGGAGGAACAAAACACAUACAAAGCUUGUCUCCCUGGACCAGGCAUCUUCCAGUGCUCUGAGACGGGCCUUGCCUUCGAGGUGGAGUCAGCAUCCAGCAUCGUGUACAGAUAUGCCUCCUGGAGCACGCAUCUGAAAGAGGCUGACCAGAAUGUGUGGGUACCUGCUGGGCCUCUUUUCAACAUCGGGGCGCUGCCUGGAACCGUGCGAGCUGUGUAUCUCCCCCACUUCAUCUGCCUGUCAGAUGUAGACAUCAGUGGGUGCUCGAUUGCCCAUUUUGAAUUCCAGAAGAUGACCAUACAGCAACCAACAGAAGUGAUGGCCUUCUCCGCAGUCCUGGAGAAUCCCAGCUUCUCUCUUCUUGGAGUGGUUUGGAGAAAGUUACGUUCAGCCAUUUCUCUCCCUGUGCACUCCUUAGUGCUGAUCUUCCAACAGCUCUCCGCUGCAAAUACAACCCUGCAUCUCUACCUGAUCCCAGAUGACAGCUCUGUGAAGAAGGCCAUUGAAAGACAAGAGACAAGCUGGAACUCAAAGCUUAUUCCCAAGCCUUCUCCAUUCCGUCCCCUGUUUUUUGGCCACAGAUACCAGGUGUGCAGUAACACUCAAGUGAAGAUUACACCUGAAGCACACUUACCAUUUUGCUACAAGAGUCCAGAGGACCAACAGCUCUUUGUUGAGAUCUACAUCAGGAAAAUGGCAAAGGAAGUGGAAUUCUUUAUCACAGAUGGACAGAAUGACACCGAGGUCUGGAGGGCAUCGCUGAGAUCAGGUGAUAUUAGUCAUUCUGGAAACAAAUCCAAAAAGCUUUCAGGUGCAGCCUUCCUGAAGAAGCACAAGACAGAGCUUUGUUCCAGGAUGGGGCAGCUCUCCUCCAUUCUGCUAAAUUUAAGUGUUGAAGACGUAAUCAACAGUGAAGAAGAAGAGGAGGUACAAGCUCAAAAUACAAAACAAAAGAAGAAUCAAUUUCUGCUGGACCUAGUUGAGAAAAAAGGGCUCAAGGCCCAAGAGAUGCUCUUUCAGAUCCUCCAGAAAAAAGACCGAUUUCUUGUUGAAGACCUGCAGAAAGCUAAGACAGAGGACAUUGACAGAUUAAGGAAGUGACAGGAGAGUCAGGCAAAAGGAGGGAUUUGUCUGUGCGUGAAUCCUGACCUUUCCAUGCAAAAUCCAUGAUACAAAGCAAUGUCUCAGCCUUCUGAGCAACCAACUGCCAGGCCUGCUUCCCUUACCUGAUGUGCUCACUACAAGAGGACUGUCGAUCACCACUGAGAAGCUGCUGAAAAGAGAAACCUUAGUUCCUAAUCCAGUGCCCAUGUUGUGAAGCCAUCCGCCUUCUGAGAACACAGGGCCUCUGCAGGGUCUCCAGAUGCUCCAGGCAGCUGCUAGUUGAGGAGCUCUCUUCACAACAGGAACCUCACAGAGUCACAGAAUUGCAGGGGUUGGAAGGAACCUCUGGAAAUCCCCCAGUCCAACACCGCUUAGAGCAGCUUCCCUACAGAAUGUUACACAGGAAAGUGUUCAGGCAGGGUUUGAAUAUCCCUGGAGAAGGAGACUUUACAGCCUCUCUGGGCAACAUGUUCCACUGCUCUGUCACUGUCAUAGUAUCGUUUUUCUUUACGAAAUAAAAUCAUAAAGACCAUCCAUCAA